AGUGAGCAGAGCAACUGAAAUACAAAAACUAACUAAAAAUGGAAUUAUUCGAUUUCACCAAAGAAGGAAAGUUUACCAAAGAGACCAAUGAAACUGGUAAAGUUGUGAUUGUGACUGGAGCAAAUACUGGGAUAGGAAAGGAGACGGUAAGGGAAUUGGCCCGACGAGGAGCCACCGUUUGUAUGGCCUGUCGGGAUAUGAAAAAAUGUGAGGAGGCGCGCCAAGAAAUCGUCGAUGAAACCAAAAAUAAUAAUAUUUUCACCAAAUCAUUGGAUUUGAGUUCUCUGGAUUCCAUACGUCAAUUUGUCAAAGAUUUCAAGGCCGAACAAUCGAAACUUCAUAUUCUAAUCAAUAAUGCCGGCAUCAUGCGAGGUCCUCGCAAGUUGACCCAAGAAGGCUUUGAAAUGCAAAUUGGUGUGAAUCAUAUGGGACACUUUUUGCUGACCAACUUGCUGUUAGAUACCCUUAAAGCCUCUGCUCCCAGUCGCAUUGUCAAUGUGUCCAGUUCUGUGCAUUAUUUGGGCAAAAUAAAUACCAAAGAUUUGAAUAGCGAGAAGUGCUAUUCCGAGGGUGGCGCCUAUAACCAAAGCAAAUUGGCCAAUGUCCUCUUUACCAGGGAGUUGGCAAAGCGUCUGGAGGGUACAGGAGUGACUGUAAAUGCCUUGCAUCCUGGCGCUGUCAAAACCGAGCUGGGUAGGAAUUGGACUGCUGGCAAGAACUUUGUUCUACCGCUUAUAUCGCCAUUGAUGAAGACAGCCGCAAGUGGAGCUCAGACAACUCUCUAUGCAGCCUUAGAUCCCGAUUUGGAGAAGAUUUCUGGUCUUUAUUUCAGCGAUUGUAGACCAAAAGAAAUGGCAAAGGCCGCCAAAGAUGAGAAAACUGCUGAAUGGUUGUGGGCCGAAAGUGAGAAAUGGACAGGCCUUGCCCAGAGUUAGAUUCAAAAAGAUUAAUUAACUAUAAGCUGAUGCAUUUAAGAUUUGUUUUAUUUAUUUUUGUACUUUUAUUGUGUGUAAAAUGAACGAAAUUAAAUUGUUUCAUAUAAAGUCAAUUUUGUAUUUGAUUAACAACAUAAA
Messenger RNA from Drosophila willistoni, 1073 nucleotides. Its product is annotated as retinol dehydrogenase 12. NCBI's taxonomy places the organism in Eukaryota, Metazoa, Arthropoda, Insecta, Diptera, Drosophilidae. Bases 39 to 935 code for a protein of 298 amino acids. The record is from RefSeq and is a predicted model, not a curated record. The transcript is spliced from 4 exons.